GGCCAAUAGAAUAAAAGCUAGUUUUCAUUUUAAAUCCAGGCGGUUGAGGGGAAGAAACGGAAGAGCAGAAACACAGUCACAAGAGCUUAAGAAUCAUCAUGCAGAAUAAAGAGAACCAGGAGCCCAGAGUCGUCCAAGCGCAGGUGGCUUGUGUUGGUCCGUUCAGAGUCGGCAUGAAUCCAGGCUCACACGCUGUCACAGGUCCUGGAAGAGUUCCAGUGAGGUCAAACUCAAAGAAAUUCUCCAUCAAAGACUUCGACAUCGGCCGUCCGCUCGGCAAGGGCAAGUUCGGUAACGUGUAUCUGGCGCGUGAGCGGAAGCUGAAAGUGAUCGUGGCUCUGAAGGUGCUGUUCAAGUCUCAGAUGGAGAAGGAAGGUGUGGAGCAUCAGCUGAGGAGAGAAAUCGAGAUCCAGUCUCACCUCAAGCAUCCGAACAUCCUGCGCUUCUACAACUACUUCCACGACGACACGCGUGUGUUUCUGAUCCUGGAGUACGCGCCGCGUGGUGAGAUGUACAAGGAGCUCCAGCGCUGCGGCCGCUUCGAUGAUCAGCGCACGGCCACCUACAUGGAGGAGUUAGCUGACGCUCUUCAGUACUGCCAUGAGAAGAAGGUGAUCCACAGAGACAUUAAGCCUGAGAAUCUUCUGCUGGGAUACAGAGGAGAACUCAAGAUUGCAGAUUUCGGCUGGUCCGUCCACGCGCCCUCACUCAGACGCCGGACCAUGUGCGGGACUCUGGAUUAUCUGCCGCCGGAGAUGAUCGAGGGUCACACUCACGACGAGAAGGUGGAUCUGUGGUGCAUUGGUGUGUUGUGUUACGAGUGUCUGGUGGGAAACCCUCCCUUUGAGACGGCCAGCCACACCGAGACAUACAAGCGCAUCACCAAGGUGGAUCUGCAGUUUCCCAAGGUGGUUUCUGACGGCGCUCGUGAUCUGAUCUCCAAGCUGCUGCGUCACAGUCCCUCCAUGCGUCUGCCGCUCAGGAGCGUGAUUGAGCACCCGUGGGUUAAAGCAAACUCACGCCGGGUCCUGCCGCCCGUCUGCAACCCGCAGGCCGUCCCGCAUCACUGACUCGCGCGGCUCUCCGCUCAAGGACCUGUUUGAGACACGCGGGGCUGCUGAUCUGGGUUGACUGGUGGUUGGUUGUGCUGUGACAGCUGAAUGUCAGACUUCACUGUUAGAAACACCCGAUCGAGGGCCGGAUUCACCCUGUGUGUGUGUGUGUGUGUGUGUAUACGGGCAUCGUUAAUUGGUUCUAAGCGUAUUUAAUUGACCAUUAAUGAGCCGAGAUGUAAACAAACUCUAAAGUUUGUUCUCUUCUGUUUUACACUGUCUCAUGUAGAUGUAGUUCUGCUGUUCUGUUUAUAUUCAUGUUUAGUGUUUUAUGAAUGUCUUCUUCCAAAUCUGUCAAAAAUAAAAAGCUUUAAGUA
Molecule: messenger RNA, 1429 nt
Organism: Labeo rohita (rohu)
Lineage: Eukaryota; Metazoa; Chordata; Actinopteri; Cypriniformes; Cyprinidae
Gene: aurkb
Product: aurora kinase B
Exons: 9
Coding region: 99-1070 (323 amino acids)
Biological process (GO): mitotic spindle organization; protein phosphorylation; regulation of cytokinesis
Cellular component (GO): spindle pole centrosome; chromosome passenger complex; spindle midzone
Molecular function (GO): ATP binding; protein kinase activity
Source: RefSeq, a predicted model, not a curated record